Molecule: messenger RNA, 2068 nt
Organism: Carassius carassius (crucian carp)
Lineage: Eukaryota; Metazoa; Chordata; Actinopteri; Cypriniformes; Cyprinidae
Product: proton-coupled zinc antiporter SLC30A1-like
Exons: 2
Coding region: 245-1714 (489 amino acids)
Biological process (GO): detoxification of zinc ion; zinc ion transmembrane transport; intracellular zinc ion homeostasis
Cellular component (GO): Golgi apparatus; membrane; endoplasmic reticulum
Molecular function (GO): calcium channel inhibitor activity; zinc ion transmembrane transporter activity
Source: RefSeq, a predicted model, not a curated record
UUCAAUGUCGUUCUCGCUUCGUGUGGAAAGUUCAAUGGUCCGGGUGCAAACUUUCAGGCAGCCGUCUGCAGACCGGAGACGGACUCUAUAACUGGACCGAACUCUGGUCCCCAGCGCUCAUUACACGGAUCGAAGUGGCGCUUACGGUCUGUCGGUCGAAACGAGUUCAGUUACGAGAUCUUAACCUCGAAGGGGUGUCGUGUUCAUUUAAAGCUUUGUUUCGUGUUCUGCUCGCGGUGGAAACAUGGCCUGCGCGCCGAACCGGGCGCGCCUUCUGUGCAUGCUGUCGCUCACCUUCGGCUUUUUCAUCGUGGAGGUGGUGGUGAGCCGGGUCACGUCUUCUCUAGCGAUGCUGUCGGACUCCUUUCAUAUGCUGUCGGACGUGAUCGCGCUGAUCGUGGCUCUGGUCGCGGUGCGUUUCGCGGAGAAGACCCAGUCCACACACAAAAACACGUUCGGCUGGAUCCGGGCGGAGGUGAUGGGCGCGCUGGUCAACGCCGUGUUCCUCACCGCGCUCUGCUUCACCAUCAUCCUGGAGGCCAUCGAGCGCUUCACGGAGCCUAAGGAGAUCGAGCAGCCCUUGGUGGUGAUCACGGUGGGGGCCCUGGGGCUGCUGGUCAACCUGCUCGGGCUCUGUCUCUUUCACGGACACGCCGGAGGCGGAGGACACGGACAUUCGCACGGAGAACGCAAGAACGGGAAGGUCCGCCGGUGUGAGACGCUGGAGGACGGACGGUCCGCGGCCGAGGAGACCAAUAAUCUGGUCGGGGAUCACAACAACAGCCCUAAUAGUGAUAAUCCAGACAAGAAAAGAGCCGAUAAAUCGGAGAUGUGUCACAGUGACAGCCUGGGUUUGCAGAUUAACAGCAGCGAUCUUUACGAAGAGCUUGACAAUGGACAAGACUCGGCAUCCCAGCUCAACAUGCGGGGGGUUUUCCUGCACGUCCUGGGCGACGCUCUCGGCUCAGUCAUCGUGGUGAUCAACGCUAUCAUCUUCACCCUCGUAUGGAAGCCAUGCCCCCCAGGCAUUACCUGUGAGAACCCUUGUGUAGACCAACACUGCGCAGACACUUUACUCAAUAGCAGCAGUGCAGCAUCCAACACCACUUUGCACGUAGCGGGACCCUGCUGGGUAUUGUAUCUCGACCCCACCCUCUGCAUCAUUAUGGUCUUCAUCCUUCUCUACACCACAUACCCGUUGUUGAAGGAGUCUGCACUUAUCCUGCUACAAACCGUACCCAAGCAAAUCGACAUGCAUCAGCUCAAAGCUCGCCUGCAGGAUCUGGAGGGUGUGCUGGCGGUGCACGAGCUGCACAUCUGGCUGCUGGCAGGCAGUCGCAUCAUUGCCACCGCGCACAUCAAAUGCCAAGACCCCACGUCCUACAUGGACGUAGCCAAGCGCAUCAAGGACUUUUUCCACAAUGAGGGCAUCCACGCUACAACCAUUCAACCGGAAUUUGUAACGGUGAACUCGGAGUCUCGCAUUUCACUCUGCGAGCUCUCCUGUAGAACGCAGUGCGCCCCGAAGCUUUGCUGUGGAUCCGCUGAUGCCGUAAAGCCUCCUGAUGGAGCCGCAGAACCGAAGAAACCAUGUGAAGCUAUAACCCCAACGGUAACCAGUACUACAUCUGCUGCAUCUCUGGAGAUCAUCAGUGAGUCCGUGGAGGAAACAAGCAGGCCAGAAUCCGUUAGUGGUGUGGAAUCAUCAUUGUAAUUGAGGAGCAGGUUCUGCUGGGUUCUCUUUAGGGCGCUGAUGUAUAUUGGCUCAGCUGACUGAUUUCUGCAAUGCUGUGAGAAGAACUGAGCUCUAAUGCACUCAUGAUAACACACACAUAUAUACAUAACGAUACCACUUUAAAAUACAGACAAUAUAAAUAGGCUGGAGAGAAAGGCUGGCCUCCUCUUUUCAUGUGUCUUCUCCUCUGUCUGUGCCAAAGCUUCUUUUCAUACAGGACACCAGACACUUGCGUCUUUCCUGUGGAUUGAAACGCAACGACAUGCAAUUUUAAUGUUCAGCUGCUGGACCAAGUAGAAAUUUCUAAGUUUCUUUUUUUUUCUACCCAUCCUU